Molecule: messenger RNA, 1808 nt
Organism: Malus domestica (apple)
Lineage: Eukaryota; Viridiplantae; Streptophyta; Magnoliopsida; Rosales; Rosaceae
Source: RefSeq, a predicted model, not a curated record
CUUCCAAAGUUACAGAGAUGGAUAUGAUGAGAGAGAGAUUUUCAAAGUUGUUGCUUGGAGAAGACAUGUCAGGUUGUGGCAAAGGCGUUUGCACAGCGAUGACAAUUUCGAAUGCCAUUACCAAUCUCUGUGCUACCAUUUUUGGGCAACUAUGGAGACUGGAACCCUUGCCUGCUGAAAAGAAAUCAAUGUGGAAAAGAGAGAUGGAGUGGCUCAUUUGCGUUAGCGAUCACAUUGUCGAAUUGAUACCCUCUUGGCAAACAUUUCCUGAUGGGAAAAAGCUUGAGGUCAUGACUUGCAGGCCCCGAUCAGAUCUAUUUAUGAAUCUUCCAGGGCUGCGUAAGCUAGACAAUAUGCUUCUUGAAAUAUUAGAUAGUUUCACCAAUACGGAGUUCUGGUAUGUUGAUCAAGGAGUUAUAGCCCCGGAAGCAGAUGGCUCAGCCUCUUUUCGCAAAACAGUCCAGCGGCAGGAGGAGAAGUGGUGGCUACCUGUACCUCGCGUGGCAGCUGAUGGUCUAAGUGAAAAUUCAAGAAAGCAGUUGCAUCACACGCGGGAAUGCACAAAUCAAAUACUAAAAGCUGCAAUGGCUAUCAACAGCAUUACUCUUGCAGAGAUGGAAGUUCCAGAGUCAUACAUGGAAACUCUUCCAAAGAAUGGAAAGGCCUGUCUUGGGGACAUAAUUUACCGAUAUAUUACAUCAGACAAAUUCUCCCCAGAGAUUUUGCUUGACUGCCUUGACCUGUCCAGCGAACAUAUUGCUCUAGAGAUUGCAAACCGUGUUGAAGCAUCAAUAUUUGUCUGGCGUAGAAGAACUCACUCAAAGCCCCCACCUUAUCCAAACCGCUCCUCCGCAAAGUCAUCUUGGGAGAUGGUCAAGGACCUAGUGAUCGAUGUGGAUAAGCGAGAAUUACUGGCAGAAAGAGCUGAAAGCCUCCUGCUUUCCUUGAAGCAGCGGUUUCCUUGUCUUACUCAAACUAUCUUGGACACGAGCAAGAUUCAGUGCAAUAAGGAUGUUGGAAAGUCCAUUCUUGAAAGCUAUUCAAGAGUUUUGGAGAGCCUGGCAUUUAACAUUGUGGCUCGUAUUGAUGAUUUACUAUAUGUGGACGACUUGGCAAAACAGACAGAUAAACUGUCAUCAGUUACCGCGGUCAGUGUAAUUUCUCGCAAGAAGGGCCCGGUUUCAUAUCCAGUGCCUCCCUCAAGCACUCCUCGCAAAAGAGCUUCUGCCAUAGGCAACUUAUCACCUGCACCUUUAAUUAGCCCUGCAAGGGGAGAGAGGACUCCCUUUCUCCACACCAAUACCAACAAGGACAAGCCUCCCCGCCGCGGCUUUGGAGUGAGGAGAGUCUUGACAAAUUACCUUGGUGGUGAAACAAAAGCAAGAAUCUGCAGCGACACAAUGGAAGGGUCAGUUUCGAUACCAAACUUACACGGCACAGAAACUUCGGAUCAUCUUAUGGACUCCUCGUCCCACCAAAAUGGGAGAAAAUCAAACUAAGCAGAUCGCUGAGGUUUGGCGUAUUAAAUUAUGGUCUUCUCUUGAAGUGGUUGAGGCAAGAAGUGGAAAGAAAAGAUAGAAAUAGACAGAAAAUCUCUUGCUGGAACCAAGUAUUGAUCAUGCCUUAUGAGAGUUGGGGGAGUUUAAUGUAUUUGUUAAAGUUCCUGGUUAUUUAGAUGUUGGUUUGGAUUUGAAAUGUAGCUAAAAGGAUAAAAAAUAGAGACACAUUAGAUUGGUUGUUUAAACUUCUGCAGAUAGAAUAUAGAUAUGAGAUUGCUUGUUCAAAUUUUCAAUAAUGACCUCUUUUUA